AUGUCACUCAACGUAUUAACACCUCAAUUGAAGAAAGCUUUCGACGAGCAGGACUAUUCGCUCUGUCUAAAGCUCUUGCCCAAGAUCAAAGUAGAGUUGGCCAGGUUCAACUUGUUGGUUCCAGUCACCAGCAGCGAUGGCAAAAAGUUCAAUCCUGAAGAUUUGCUUGUCACCAGAUACAUCUUGGAGAUUGGUGCUUUGGCUUCUAUUAAUUUGAAGGACUACAAGGGGUUUCAAAACUAUAUCAAUCAGUUGAAGCCAUUUUAUAAGCAGAAUUUUAAGAAAAAUUUAAAAUCUCAAAACCAGAAAAAAAUCAUGGCGUUGUACUUGCUAUUAUUACUAUCGAGGGGCGAAAUUGCUACUUUUCAUAUUGAAUUGAUUUCUUUGCCAAAUAAGAAUUUGGAUUUGAAAGAAAUCGAGAAUGAUUUAUACUUGAAUUAUCCUAUAAAGAUUGAAAGAUGGUUAAUGGAAGGCUCCUAUGACAAAAUCUGGAAACUAAUCAACGAUAAUAAUUCAUCGAAACAAUUGAAAGAAUUUCAAAUUUUCAAUAGCGAUUUAAUUAAAGCAAUUAGACUUGAAAUUAUAGAUUGCAUUGAAAAGACAUAUGAAAAUAAAAAAUUGGCAUUAAGUAACGUUAAAAAUCUAUUAUUUUUAAAUAACGAACGAGAAGUGAUUGAUUUAAUUAAUGAAGAGACAAACUGGGUUCUUCAAAAUGGCUUUGUUUAUUUC
Ascoidea rubescens DSM 1968 is the source of this 729-nucleotide messenger RNA. RefSeq names its product proteasome regulatory particle lid subunit RPN12 (gene RPN12). Gene Ontology annotation, cellular component: proteasome regulatory particle; cytosol; proteasome regulatory particle, lid subcomplex. Gene Ontology annotation, biological process: proteasome-mediated ubiquitin-dependent protein catabolic process. The annotation marks the transcript as partial. The record is from RefSeq and is a predicted model, not a curated record. NCBI's taxonomy places the organism in Eukaryota, Fungi, Ascomycota, Saccharomycetes, Ascoideales, Ascoideaceae. The transcript has a single exon.